This is a messenger RNA of Paraglomus brasilianum, 1380 nucleotides long. NCBI's taxonomy places the organism in Eukaryota, Fungi, Glomeromycota, Glomeromycetes, Paraglomerales, Paraglomeraceae. The record is from the annotation of a GenBank genome assembly.
AUGGAUUCUCACAUUGCCAACUUACCGGCCUGCCAUUUCGAUGACUUACCGAACGAACUUAAAACAGAAAUUAUACUUUACCUGGAAAAUCCCUCAAAGCUGGCCAAAUGUUCUCAUAAUUGGUAUAAUAUUGUGAACGCACCAGUUACAAAGUCCAAGUGGUUGAUCCAAAGAUACGGUACAACCCACGCAUUAUUUCAUGGCAUACGAAUUGGCAACCCAUUUAUUAAUCUUCAAGUAGUCAAUUGCUUACUCGCUCAACAUGCUCAUCUUAGCCGAUACUUUAUCCAGAGAUUGAUGACUGGAUUUGAAAGGUUUGAAAGUCCACGGGUAGUUGAUCUGCCUCAAGAAGUUUAUACACGGUUCCUUCAAGAGGGGAACGAAAAAUUCGGUAGAGAAAAUAUCCCGGAUCCUUGCGAUGAUAUGGAGGCGUUCUAUUACCUCACGGGAGGACCACAACCAAUCAGCCAAGCUCGACAGACCAUAUUGGAUCAUCUAGACGAAAUUAAAAUGUUGAUCGAAAUAUACCAUCUCGUUCCUUUCCCUAUAAAACCAAAACUACCGUACGAAUUCUUUUACGAAACCCGAUACGACUCUGGACGGCAGAUGCAAGCUGUCUCCCGUGCAAUUUUCCUAUGUCCAGCGCUAAUCGGAUGCUGGCAAAGAAUAGGAUACGAGCAUAUUACAGAUGAUACGAACGAAUAUGUAAUCCAAGGUGCAAUGUUAAUGCUGUAUCCAUGUCCGCCUCCAGACAGCUGGGUCGAACCUACUCUAGACCAGGUCGUGCAAACGCUAGUCCAUCUAAGGCAGCUUGGAUUCCGGCUGUCUGCCGUACUUUUUGUCGACAUUAUUCUUUAUAUCGAACAAUACAUUAUAAGCCCGAUAGGUGUAACACUUCUUAGUGCGUACACCACCUUUUGUGGUUACGCCGAGGAAGACGUUAUUAAUAAUUUUCUAGAAAUAUUAUUGAGUCCUUCGAGGGAAUUAAGAACCGUUAUUUUACUAGAUCUUAUAAUUAGUCGAAUCAAACCCCCUCAUGAAAAAAUCGUCGAGUUAUUCGAAAAUUAUAGAAUAGUCAACCCAAUUAGAAUAUAUUUAGACAAUCCUCACCAACUUCCGAUGGAUUGGACGUUUACCAAGUACACUCCGGCAGUGUAUCGUUACCUGCUUGUAAAACUUGGUGUUGACUCGAUAGUGGCUCGAUACUUAAUGAAGGAGUUAUCUAGUGUGAGAGUCGCAAUACUCUUGCUAUUUUCUUCCACCAAAGUUGCAGAAACUCUCAGUAACGCGAAUCGUUGGAACGACGCACUCAAUAGCUUUGAUGAAUAUUAUAGGAUGGGCGUCGCGUUCGAUCCGAUCGUACCACUAUUUGGGCCUUGA